Messenger RNA from Xyrauchen texanus (razorback sucker), 4430 nucleotides. Its product is annotated as coiled-coil domain-containing protein 177. The record is from RefSeq and is a predicted model, not a curated record. Bases 1277 to 2956 code for a protein of 559 amino acids. Lineage: Eukaryota; Metazoa; Chordata; Actinopteri; Cypriniformes; Catostomidae. The transcript has a single exon.
AAACAAUAAAAUACAUGGGGUUUCAAAUGUAUAGCCACAACAUCACACCUUUUCUGUGUAAAGUUAUAUCCAAUUCUGCAUGACAUAACACUGUAAACCCUUCAAUCCCUCAAAAAACACACUUUAAACCACUUAACAUCUUACGUGAGUUUUAACAGAAGGAUUUAUGUAUAAAAUUGCUGUUAUUUGAGCUUAACUUGAAUUGAAACCAGAAUAUUCCUUUAAAUGUAUUUUAACAGUAUCUGAAUAUGUAAGUGGGGUGAGGGCAAGAAUCUGUUUUGCCUAAAAUGUUCAUUUGAACAAACAUUAGAUGCCUUGUUAUGAAAGUUCUUAUGAAACCUAAUCAUGUACAGGAUAUUCAUAUAGUAUGAAAUCUUACAUCAGAAGAGAGUAUAAAUAUUGGCCCCAAUAUGUAUUUGUAGGCUACACUUAAAAUACAAGAAUGGCAUUAAAUAACAAAUGAGAUGUCUGAAGACAAACGAUGCUAAAGAUGUCUCAGAACUGACCUUUAACUAGCAUCAAGAUUCAAGAUGAUUUAAUGGACGUAUAUAGAGUCACACAGGUAUUGCAGUUCAACAUUAGUAACUAGUUACCAAGUGUGUAGUCAGGAAAUUACUUUUGGAUGGGCUCAAUAAAAAUUGAUGGGCCAAGUUUUCGACCAAAUUUUCCUUAACAAACGAGAAGUGGCACAUUCAAACACUUCUAUCACGAUUUCGGAAAUAUUAAUUUAUGCAUUUUUUUAAAAGCUAUUUUAUAAAUAUAAAUUUGAAGUCAAAGAAUAAUCUCUAAUAUUCUGGGUGGGCCUGGGUCUAAUUUGGGCCCACCCUUGACCACGCCACUGCUUGUAGUUCAAUAAACAUAUUCAACUAACAUUCGACCAAGAAGCGGGAAAACAAACCGAACAAACUUAUUUUGAUAAAUAUUUCGCAUGACAAGUGCGCAUGCGCUUCCGUUCUCUUCCUGGCUCCCGGUAGAGGCCGCUGUCAGAAUUCCCGCGCUCAGAAUAUAAACGCCUCAGAUCCCGUGACGUCAGUGCGCUGCCAUGGCGUCCAGCGAAGCGUCCGAUGUAAAGUUGCAGUGUUUAUAAAUGCACCGAUUCAGGCGUGAAUACGUUUUGUAGCACAUUUAUACAAGUACAUAAUCGAAAAUUUAGAAUUAAAAAGUAUUUAAAUACCAAUUAUUUAAUGUGUAUGGAAUUAUUUAUGGUUAAAAACGAGCUCUAAAUAGUAAAGCUGGAUUUUCAAAUCAACACCCAAUAUAUUGGACACAGAUAUAAAUGGAGCAUGUUAGACCCUUUUCACCAAUUCUGCAUUUGGAUUUAAAUAAUUUCAACUCUCCUGAGGCUGAAGACAGCAGAUAUAUUUUGACAAGUCCACGGUCACUCGAAUCCUGUGCAAGACUGGGAGUGAAACCUGUUGAUUUGCUUUUCAAAUCAUUAACAGAGUUCAUCGAUGAAAACCAAGGCUCCUCUUUGGAAGCAGUGACCGAUCUCUACGAGGAAUAUGAGAAAGGCCGAAGAGAUCGACUGAGUUUAUGUCGAGAUGAAAGACAGAGAAUCAUUCAAGAGGGAAGGGCUAUAAAAUCAUCCGUAAAACCAUUCUCAACCCUGGAAACCGUUCUAGAACAAACGGCUGAGAGUCAAAGAACAGGAAUGACUCAGUUCAGCGAUGACCGUAUUCAAUCGAAAUCUGCGAUUUCGGUUAUUGAUGCAUUUCAAAGCCCGUUCAAUGGGGUUAGCUUUAGUCUUGGCGACAUCAGUGGUCCUACAACGGAGCGAAAACUGAAUAAACUUUCGCAAGAAGUGAGUCGCAAACUACGCAUUGGCAUCCCCGAAAAAGAUCGCAAGAUCGCCGCGCUGAUGCUAGCCAAGUACGAAGAGGAGCAAUUUCGUUUAUGUCAGAGUUUGUUUGAGGAGCAACAUCGCGAGGAGGAGCAGAGGAAAGAGGAGGCGCGGCGAGCUCAAUUGGAGCAAAAGAGGAGAAAAGAACUUCUGCGACGAAUUCGCCGCUGGCAGGAAGACUUUGAAGCGCGGAGGAGGCAGCGGGAGGAGGAGCAGGUGGUGCAUGCUGAGGAGUGCGAGUGCAAGAUGCGUCAACAGGAGGAGCGCUGGAGGAGACUCGCAGAGGAGCAUCAAGUUCAACGGCGGAGCAAACGAGAAGCGGCGAGUAGGGAGGCCAAAGAGCGCAAACGCUACCAGGAGAGGCUUCUGAAGGAGAAGGAGAGCGGAGAGGAGGCGGAGAAACAGAAGGAGGUGCAGGUGGCGCAUGAAAAGGAGCAGCUUGCGCUGAGGAGCAAGCACAGAAAGGAAAAACAAGAUAGGAGGAGGCUCAAGCAAGAGAACCAGAGGGAGCUACUCAAGCACCUCCUCCUAAAGAAGGAGGUGGAGGAGCAGGAGCGCACAGAGAAGGAACUAAAGCGUAAAGGGCUGGAACAGAAGCUCCGGCGCUCCAAGGAGAACCAUGCAUUGGUGGUGGAGGCGCGGGUGCAGGAUAUGCGAGAUCGGGCUGCAAGAGAGGAGGAACAGAUGCGGAUGGUGCAGCAACGAGUGGGCCAGGAGUUUAGAGAUUGGUUGGAACAAAAACAGACAUUGGUACAACGUUGCCAGAUGCGGACGCAACGCGCUGCGCAUCUGGCUCAGGAGCAGUGCCACAACAGGGCUCAACGUGCCAGGCAGGAGAACCAGGAAAAGGAGUUCAGCCAUCGCAGGCUUAGAGAAAGUGUCCUGAAAGAGGAGAAAGCGCAAUGGGAGCAGAGGUGCAAAGCUGUGGCGCGAAAGGAACAGCGCAGGGAGAAGCUGCAGAAAGAGAGGGCGGAGGCGCAGGAGAGGGGCCGGAUGGUGGCACAUGCGUCCAGCUACAUGAGGGACAUGGUGAGGGAGCAGACCUGCCGUUGCACCUUUGACCAGAUGGCACGAGAAGCCGAGUUGACUGCUCACCUGGGCCGCUUUAAACUAUGAAUGCAAUAAAAGAAAAUCCUCCACAUCCUCUUUGUGUUUUAAAGGAAUAGUUCAAGAGAGACAGAGAUAAGCUCGCUAGGAUCAGAGGAUAAACCGCGAAUAUUUUGCGUUCAAUACAAGUUAAUCUCAAUCGUCAUCAUUUGUGGCAUAAUGUUGAUUAAAACACCAAAAAGUUGACUCCUUUUCUAUAUAUAUAUAUAUAUAUAUAUAUAUAUAUAUAUAUAUAUAUAUAUAAAAGAGCAAAUAUCUGGGUUACAGUGAGUCACUUACAAUGGAAGUAAAUGGGGUCGAUCCAUAAACGUUAUUAUACUCGCUUUCAAAAGUAUAGCCACAAGUCGUUAACAAUACGAGUAACGAGAUUUUAGUGUGAUUUAUUGCUUACUAACCUAUUCUGUGUAGUUAUAGCCAACUUUACAACUUUGUUGCCAUGACGACGCAACAUCCUAAACCCUAAAACGACCGUAAAAAUGACUAUUAAACAAUUUUACAGCACAAAUAAAACAUGACUUUUAACAGAUGAAUUAAUGUAAGUGCUUUUAUAAAAUGAUAAGCUUCACAUUUCUGACUUUAAACCCUCUAAAAAUUGUCCCAUUCACUUCCAUUGUAACUGCCUCAAGGUAACCCAGAUUUUAGAUUUGUAUUAAUUUUAAGGAGGGACGUAUACAUUUACACAUUUGUGGUAAUCAACAAUAUGCCACAAAUGCUGUCGACUGAGCUUAACUUGUAUUGCAUCUAAAUGCAGCUUUACUAUUCUGUCUCACUGUAUAAUUUCUGAAGUAUUGGACAAUGGAGAACCCAAGUCAGUUUUACAAGGCAGGGUAUUUUUCAUUUGAUUUGUGUAUGUUUACAGUGUUUCUAUAAGAUUUACCAAGCCAAACAGAACCAAAAAGCUUUUGGACUGCAUUAAAAAACAUGUUUAAAGCAUGACAUACAAGCUUAAAGAAUGUACUAAUAGUGCAGAAGAGUAUUUGUGAAUAGUGUUCAAAGUAUUUAUGUGUAGAGUGAUUUAUAGUUUAUUUAUUGACUUUUAAAAUAAUUUGUAUUAUUAAAGUUUUGGAAUAUUUCUCACUUAUUCGUGGAUUCUUUUAGCUUAUAAAAGCCAUUUCGUGUUUCCAUUUUGUUAGCAGUACAUCUUCUCAAAGUCGAACGAUUUUCAUGUUCACAGACCUGAACCUCAAAACCCAAACAGUCACACACACAAAAAGCAGCUUUAAAGACUUUUAACAGACAUUCGGUACCUGAAAGAUUGUCGUGCCAUUUCAACUGCAUAUAUUUGAGAUAAAUCAAAGUCUAAAUUGUUCCUGUCUUCAUUGCACCGUCAUUCUCUGAAAUAUUUUAAUUCUCAAAAUAAACAUGUUAAUACUUGCGUGCUACAAAUAAACGGGCAUUUUUGAUUCAAACAAAGCCACAAAAAUUUACCAAACAAUAAAAUAAAAAAUACAAAUUAUAUAUAUAUAUAUAUAUAUAUAUAUAU